Messenger RNA from Orbicella faveolata, 2667 nucleotides. RefSeq lists its product as uncharacterized. Gene Ontology annotation, biological process: cell-matrix adhesion. NCBI's taxonomy places the organism in Eukaryota, Metazoa, Cnidaria, Anthozoa, Scleractinia, Merulinidae. Gene Ontology annotation, cellular component: basement membrane. The record is from RefSeq and is a predicted model, not a curated record.
UAAAAUGUUUUCCGUCCACACUACGCCGGAGGAAUUUAAAAACGCAACAAAAAGCGGCCAUUUUCGAUUUGUGUUCUAAAAAACUCGGGCAGGGAAAUCCCAUAAUAAUCUUGAGAUCAUCGUUUCCAAACAGCUCCAUUUUCAAAAUGUUAUCUGUCCACACGAAAGCGAAAGCCGGUGUUUUCAAAUUCCUCCGGUGUAGUGUAUCAAACGGUUCAAACACCGUAACUGAUUCAGAACAUACGUUUUACAAAUAAACUGUGAACGCACUGCAUUUGUCACCUAAAUACGGAAUAAACUGGACCAUGCAACACAAACUCUUGCAGAAACAUCAUGUCAACUAGAGCGUCAGAUGGCAAAGACGAUGGAUGAUGCAUUUGUUCCUGAAUGCAAACAAGAUGGCAGCUACUCGGAUAUGCAGUGCUUUGAGCAUGAAGGAUUCGCUAAGCAGUGUUGGUGUGUGACCGGUGACGGCCAGGAAAUAAAAGGAACCCGGAUGUCAGAUGGACAGACACCCAACUGCACUACUGCUGUCAGAAAUGAGGAGAAACAUCACGAUGAAGGGCAGGAGCCCAUCACAAAAGAACCUGGGACACCGUUGAAACCACAACAUCAUGAUGAGCCAGUUCAACCACAACAAGAAUCACCACCUCAAAAACCGAAAACGAUGGAAGUUGAAAUACAAAUAAUACGAAACGGCACUAAAACAGGAAAUUCAAAAACCCAGUGUCAGAAAGAAAGAGACAUCGCUCUUUCUCCAUUCAUCACUGAUAUCUUUGUGCCUUUGUGCGACGCGGAAGGAAUGUUUGUUCCUCUUCAGUGUUUUGAGCACGAUGUUUACGGUAAACAAUGCUGGUGUGUGGAUUCGUCGGGACAGGAAAUCAAAGGAACGAGACUAGACAAUGGUACCGCCCCAGAAUGUGGUUUAGUUCACGCAAACGCUACAAAUGUACCGAGCUGUAAUCUGGGUCCUUAUGGCUGUUGCCAUGACAAUGUGACUUUCGCUAAAGGCCCGGAUAUGGAAGGCUGUCCACCACAGAAGUACCAGCACGCACUACCUGUAGCUUCCGCAGUAAAGCCACAGGAGCUUUCUCAAUGCCAAAAGGAUAAGGAGAAAGCAAAAAGUUCCGGCGCGGCUGAUAUAUUUGUACCCGAGUGCGAAAAAUCUGGGCUCUAUAAAGAGGUUCAGUGCUACAGUUACCCAGCCAGUGGAAAAACGGACUGCUGGUGUGUGAAUCAAACCAACGGCAGCGAGGUACCUGGGACGAGGGUCAAUAGACUGACGCCAAUUUGCAGAGCAAAUGCCACAAGCGCGCCACCUCAAACCACUCCAACCUCUCCCUCGUCAUCAUCGACACCUGCAGCUACCACGCAACCUACCCCACCCACCCCACCAAACUGUCAAGUUACCUUGUAUGGGUGUUGCCCUGACAACCAAACAGCAGCGACGGGAGCAAACCAACAAGGAUGUUCACAACAACAGCAACUGCAACCCCAACCUAAGCCGCAGCCGCAACCGAAGCCGAAACCUCAGCCGCAGCCGCAACCUCCAUCUCAACCUCAACCUCAACCUCAACCUCAUCCUAAACCUCAGCCGCAGCCGCAAGCGCAGCCGCAACCGCAACCGCAACCGCAACCACAGCCGCAGCCGAAACCGCAACCGCAGCCGCAGCAGAAACCGCAACCGCAGCCGCAACCUCCAUCUCAACUCCAACCUCAACCUCAGCCGCAACCGCAACCGCUGCCGCAGCCGCAGCAACCUGCACCACCCGUGCAUCACGUUUACUGUCAAGUUACUUUGUAUGGGUGUUGCCCUGACAACCGAACAGCGGCAGCGGGACCAAACCAACAGGGAUGUUCACAACAGCCUCAACCUCAACCUCAGCCGCAACCAAAGCCACAACCAAAGCCACAACCGAAACCAACACCACCCCGUCCAACGUUCCCUGUAGGUUUCACCAAAGACGCUUGUGUCUCAUUAUUGCUGGGUCAAGUAUGGUAUGAGCAACUAACAGACAAAUCCAAGCUCUAUCUCAAGCAACUCAACAAAGAGAUUGUCCAGGGGAUUAUCGGAAUUUACAAAGGAGUUCACCCGGACUUUGUGUCAACUCGUCUUACUGGUAUUAGGUAAGGAAACAUUUAUUGUUCUUCUUAGCUCCAGAUGUCUCUCUCCAGCAUUAAAUAAACAGCCGUUACCAAGCAGAGAUUGAGUUCAGUUUUGACGAGCAUCGAACAAAGUGAAAAAGAGCUGAGUUCCCGACCGGAAUCAAACCUUCACCGGUUAGCCGUGUUAUCAUUGUUAAACUUUCAAGCAUGGUGACACUGUUUUUAUUUCCAGGAAAACGAAGAAUCCCUAUAUGGCUAACGGACCUUAUAUCAUCGAACUAUUCUUUGUGAUAUCUUUUCGUAAACCUGUCGCGGAUCCACUGGCCACACUGAGAGAUCAUCUUGUGUCCAAGAAAACGAUACAUAGACGUCAAGUCAUCCCGCAAUCAUUACAUUUGAUAGGUAACUGCUCAAACUAUUUAUGAUUUUAAUUAAUAGGCCAAUUUAUGGUUGUGUUCUUAAUUACCUGGCAUAUGAAUGCAAGCGCGGCUAGAGGUGACCUUGCUUUGAUACAAACCUCUCUGCUUUCCAUAUUUAAAUGCAAACUAGUUAGCAUUAUAU